Molecule: messenger RNA, 2807 nt
Organism: Vitis vinifera (wine grape)
Lineage: Eukaryota; Viridiplantae; Streptophyta; Magnoliopsida; Vitales; Vitaceae
Exons: 4
Coding region: 48-830 (260 amino acids)
Molecular function (GO): protein binding
Source: RefSeq, a predicted model, not a curated record
GCUUCUUCUCUGUACACCUCUUUUCUUUUCCUUGUAGUUGUUACGAGAUGGAUGGAAGCAUUGGAAAUGUUCCAAUAAUGAGUGAAUCAAUCAGGAGAUACUUAUUUGAAAAAGCCAUGGAAGGAGAUUGGGAAGCAGUGGUGACGACAUACGAGGACCAGCCCUGGGCCGGCAGGGAAAAGAUCACGAAAGGCAACACAGCGCUCCAUAUAGCUGUCUUGGAUCGUCAAGAAAGCAUUGUUCAAAAACUAGUGCAGGUUAUUGGUAACCAAAAGGAUGUUCUCGACAUAAAAAAGGAGCAAGGGGAUACCCCUCUCCAUUUGGCAGCAGCAAUAGGAAAUGUUUCAAUGUGCUUACACAUUGCUUGCGGCCAUCCAUACCUCGUGGGUGUUUGCAACAAAGAACUCGAAACUCCUCUCUUCGUGGCUGCUCGCCAUGGUAAGAUUGGCGCUUUCUUUUGCCUUCUGGAUAUGUCUGGAAGCCGAGCCCAAUUUUAUGGGAAGCUUCGGAACAAAAAUGGUGAAACAAUUCUUCACUGUGCCAUCGCUGGAGGACACUCCAAAUUGGCAUAUCUAAUGGCUCUACAGUACGAAGAUCUUGUUAACACCAUCAGCGACAGGGGAGCCAGCCCUCUCCAUUUACGGGCAAAUAAGCCUACUGCAUUCAGAAGUGGAACUCACCUCAGUCCGGUUGACAAACUCAUUUAUCAUUGUAUACUUGUCCCUGAGGUCCACCGCCCACUUGGAGAUGACAAGAACUCUAAAAAACAAACACGUACCGACUUAUUGCGAGUGCUUUGGAGCAAGAUUAAUGUAUUUACAGGUGGGUGAAUGGAAUUGUUUUCUUUAGUCAUAUUUGUCAAAACAUGAAUCAACCACUCACUCACAGAACAUGAUGUGAUAUGAAUCUAAAGAAAUUCUACUAUCAUCAAACAACUAACUUUCCAAGCAGUUGGAGAUGUCAACAUUAAUUUUGACAUGUGGCUGCCUUUUCUUUAUAAUCCAGAUUGAAGCUUCAAAAAGCACAUAUGUUGUAAAUGCAUACAUUGUAGCUUAGUCUGCAUGCAGCAAAAGUAGAUGAAUAUAUUGGUGAUUCAUAUGGACUUUCCUCCUUAUUUUCUUUACAAGAGUAUUUACGAAUCAUAUAUCAACUUCCUACCAAUGCUAUGUUGGUAAAUUAAUUAUCAUUCUACUGCUACAUGUGAUUAAGAAAGAAAACUUUGAAACUUCUAAACAUCAAUUGGAUGGUGUGUAGUUGUGUCCUAAGGGCUGAUGAUAAUCAAAAGGACAAAUCUUUGUUGUUAUGAGAAAAAUGGAAAGCUUAUAUAAACUUUUUAUUCUAAUAUUGUUGCAACAGGUUUUCUUAGAGUUAUACUAGGAAUAAAUGUAAUUCAUAUCUAAUUCUAACCACUCCCAGCUGAUCACUUUUCUCGGUGUUCUGGAUAUUCUAGCAUAGGAUUGCACAAUAUUUUUAAUUAUUUAUAUUAUCCAAACAAAUCUUGUUGAAUUUUCAUUAUUUGGUUUUGGUCCACACAUGCUGAAAUUAAGGAUGUUUUAAAUUUUCAACCUGGUAAUAGAUCCCAACUGGUCUCUACUGCCCAGGCUGGGUAAAGCCAGCAUCUGGGCUGAACCAAUAAUUGUAGCAGCUCAAGCUGCCAAAAAAUUGGAUGAUGAGCUUCUCUUGGAAACCAAGAUGAAAACUGAAGGAAUGGGAGUACUGGAAACACCAAUAUUGAUUACAGAAAAGAAUGGUAUCAAAGAAAUGGUGGAGAGAAUCCUUGAUCUUUACCCCAUGGCCAUUCAUGACAUAGACUCCAACAAGAAGAAUAUAGUGCUAUUGGCGGUGGAGAAUAGGCACCCCUAUGUGUAUGAGCUCUUCCUGAAGAGAAAUAUUGUGAAAGAUAGUGUAUUUGGUGCCGUUGAUAAUAAAGGGAACAGUGCAUUGCAUCUAGCUGCCAUGUUUGCAGAUUAUCGGCCUUGGCUCACUCCAGGUGUUGCAUUGCAAAUGCAAUGGGAAGUCAAAUGGUAUGAGUAUGUGAAGAAGUCCAUGCCACCGAAUUUCUUCCGUUUCCACAAAAAUGAAAACGAGUCUGCAAAGCAGAUUUUCACCCGUGAACACAAAGAUCUGGUGCAAAAGGGUGGGCAAUGGCUAAAUAACACAGCCACCUCAUGCUCGUUGGUAGCAACACUCAUUGCAACUGUCGCCUUCGCCACAUCAACUGCUGUACCGGGCGGCACCAAGGAGGGGAGCGGAAAACCGAAUCUUGAGUAGCAGCUAGCAUUUGGUAUCUUUGCAAUUUCAUCACUCAUUGCUCUUUGCUCUCUGGUCACCUCCACUGUCACGUUUCUUGCAAUUCUCACAUCCAGGUACGAAGAAAAAGACUCUGGCAAAGAGUUGCCCAGAAAGCUUUUGGCUGGAUUAACUUCUCUUUUCAUAUCCAUAGCGGCGAUCUUGGUCUCUUUCUGCGCUGGCCACUUCUUUGUGCUUAAAGAUGAACUCAAAAUUGCAGCAUUCCCAGUAUAUGCAGUAACCUGCCUGCCAGCAACUUCUUUUGCUGUAUCCCAGUUUCCACUGUACCUUGAUCUCAUAUGUACUUAUUUUAGCAAUGUGCCACCGCCCGGUUUGGAGGACGAUGCCUAGCGUUCAUGAUUUUGCCUCCUCUUUUUUAGCUUCAGGUUGAAUUUUUAUUUAUUUCCUCCUGGAAAAGCCAACCUCCUUGGGGCCAGGCCAGGAGUUGAGUUUGUGGGUUAUCAUUUAUUUGUAUAUAUUUUAUUUAAUUAUGACCAUUUUUGUUGGUGGUUUUAAGA